AUGGCUGAAGCGGGAGCUAAGGUUUCUAUGGCGGCCAGACGGACAAACAAGCUGCAGGAAGUGCAGACAGCGAUCGCAAACAGCGGGGGCGUGCCAAUAUCAGUCAAAACGGACGUAACAAAUAGAGAAAUGUACGUCAAGGAGCUGGUGAGGCACACCGAGGCGACGCUGGGGCCAGUAGACAUUCUGGUCAACAAUGCGGGCACCAUGUACUACACCAUGAUGAAGAAUAUACAUGAAGAUGAGUGGGACACACAGAUUGACGUCAACAUCAAGGGUCUAACAAACUGCAUUGUCGCUGUGCUCGGCGGAAUGGUCCAGCGGCAAAAAGGACACAUCAUUAACAUGUCGUCAGAUGCGGGGAGAAGGGGUUUCCCGGGCCUAGCGGUGUACUCGGGGACGAAGUUCUACGUGGAGGGGCUGUCCCAGGCCCUGAGGCACGAGAUGUCAGGGUCAGGGGUAAGGGUCACGUGUAUACAGCCUGGGGACGUGAAAACAGAACUUUUCCAACAUAGCACGGACACAGAGGCACAGGAUCAGUUUGACGGAAGCAAAAAGUGUAAAAUACUGGAGCCGGAAGAUAUAGCGAGGGCCGUGGUGUAUGCCGCCUCCUAGCCAGCUCACGUCGGCGUCAACGAAAUCCUUAUAGAACCUAGGGAAGCUCCGA
This is a messenger RNA of Mya arenaria, 667 nucleotides long. RefSeq lists its product as uncharacterized. Gene Ontology annotation, biological process: fatty acid elongation. Lineage: Eukaryota; Metazoa; Mollusca; Bivalvia; Myida; Myidae. The transcript is spliced from 5 exons. Bases 1 to 615 code for a protein of 204 amino acids. The record is from RefSeq and is a predicted model, not a curated record. Gene Ontology annotation, cellular component: endoplasmic reticulum. Gene Ontology annotation, molecular function: oxidoreductase activity.